This is a messenger RNA of Carica papaya (papaya), 321 nucleotides long. Lineage: Eukaryota; Viridiplantae; Streptophyta; Magnoliopsida; Brassicales; Caricaceae. The record is from RefSeq and is a predicted model, not a curated record.
AUGGCUGUUGAGAUUCCUGGAGAGCCUUAUCCCAUGGAGAAGGACAUUCCCCCUGCCCCUGUUCCUGCACCAUCGGUUGACAAUAUAUCAGCUGGUGAAGUGAAUCAUAAGGCUCAUGUUCCAUAUGGAUGGAUAAUUGGUGGUUUAGGGUUUGGACUUGCUCUACUUAUAUUGUGCAUAGUUAUUUGUGUCUGCUUGAGGUCGUCAAGCUGCUUCCGUGAAGCUCGCGGAAGUCAUGCGAAAGGUGCUGAUGGGAAGAUUUCUCACAAGUUCCAUAUUCUUCGGAAGCGAAGUCUUCUGACAUUGGUGAGACAAUCCUGA